AUGGUUAUUCAACUAUACACUCUCAGGUCUUCGAUCCGGCCGUUACAGGCACAAGUCCAUCGAUAUUUCUCCUCAGCAGUAACGGCGAGGAACUCCUCGCCUACAGAGCCUCCGCUGGAAGAAGACUUCUUCAGCCCUGCAGAGGCGGUCGAACCUCAACACCCUAGCUCGAAUACGCCUCUCUCUGACCUACCAGCACACCCUACCCCGAAGACGCUCCUCUCCGACCUACCAGCAACCAUUCUCAAUGACUACUAUGAGACCGAGUGCCCCAAUGACGCCCAGCUCGCCUACGCAGACAAGUUCUUCGCCCCCUCGCGCCACUCCCCGGUCAAGCUCUGGUCCGCCAGCAAGUUCCGGACGACGCCCAUGUCCGCCCACGAGCCCGAGGUCUGCUUCCUCGGCCGCUCCAACGUCGGCAAGAGCUCCCUCCUGAACGCCCUCAUGACGGGCGAUCUCUGCUACACCUCGAAGAAACCCGGCCGGACGCGGGAGAUGAACGCCUUCGGCAUCGGCGGCACCAAAGGCGGCGAGUCAAAGAUCGUGCUGCUCGAUAUGCCGGGAUACGGCUAUGGCGGUCGGUAUGAUUGGGGUAAAGAAAUCAUGAAGUACCUACAGAAGAGGAAGCAACUCCGCCGCAUCUUCCUCCUCAUCGACGGCUUCCACGGCAUGAAGCCCAUGGACCGCGUCAUCAUCCGCUGGCUCAGCGAAUACGGCCUCCCCUACCAGAUCGUCGUCCCCAAGAUCGACAAGGUCCUCGUCAAGCAACGCAACCAGCUCCGCUCCGGCGUCUCGGAGUCCUCCCUCGCCGCGUGUCGCGACCUGCACCGCGAGUUCCGGGAGUCGGCCGCCGACAUCGCCCGUGAAUGGAAUGGUCCCCCGCCCCUCGGGGAGACUCUGACCGCCUGUGCGCACGUCGAGCGCACCCCCGGCAAUUACAUCGGCAUCUCCGCCCUGCGCUGGGCCAUCUUGAAGGCGGCCGGGUAUGAUGCGAAUCUGGACGCGGAGGGGAAUGUGAUUAAGCAAGAGAAGGCGGCGGUGACGGUGGCGGCGCCGACGACGCAGGUACAGAACGAGGAGGGCGAAGAGAAGAAGAACACUAAGAAGAAGGCCGGUAAACUUCCGAUCACGAAGGUGCUCACCGGGUCAAGCAAGCGUUCAUUCCAAGUGUCGCCCAAACGACAAUGA
This is a messenger RNA of Aspergillus aculeatus ATCC 16872, 1188 nucleotides long. RefSeq names its product translation initiation/elongation factor MRX8. NCBI's taxonomy places the organism in Eukaryota, Fungi, Ascomycota, Eurotiomycetes, Eurotiales, Aspergillaceae. Gene Ontology annotation, molecular function: GTP binding. The transcript has 2 exons. Gene Ontology annotation, cellular component: mitochondrion. Bases 1 to 1188 code for a protein of 395 amino acids. The record is from RefSeq and is a predicted model, not a curated record.